UUCAAUUUGCAUGGAGCUUUUAAACGUUGAUUUGUUAGAUGAUAAUGCUAGGGGACAAGGUAUACUACUUUCACGCCUAAAGUCAUAUUAUAAUAGUUUUUAUUUAGAUGAGCAUUCUACCGAAGAAGCUCGAAUCAUUAAAACUAGGUGUUACAUUAUGUUGUUACUAGGAUCCUUUUUAUUUCCCGAAGGUAGUGGUUCUAGCAUGCAUAUUAUGUACUUACCUUUACUUAGACAAAUAGAUAGAAUAGGUAGUUAUAGUUGGGGAUCCGCAUGUCUAGCCUAUCUCUAUAGUUCUUUGUGCAAAAACUGCCACAAAGAUACUUCUACAUUUUCUGGAUGUGCUGUUUUGCUACAAGCAUGGGGAUGGUCAAGACUACCGUCUCUAGCACCGGUCAAUAGCAACCCCUUCACUUUUCCAUAUGCAAAAAAGUAAGUUGUUUAAAUUGCUAUAUCUUUACUUCCUUCCUUACAGUUUAUUACCCAUAACUAAUUUAUUUUAACUUUUUGGUGUAGAUGGUCGGCACGCGGUAUGAAUUACAGCAGAUGUCCGAGACACUGUAUUACUCAAUAUCGCAACCUGUUGGAUCACCUUCGACCGGCAGACUUCAUUUGGCGUCCAUACCUUAAUAUGGAUCAUGAGCAUCAGAUCAACCCUGAAGACGCAGCCGUAUGGACAACAUGCACACCAAUAAUACGGUUCACAACAGUGGAGCUGCACAACACCGAUCGUGUGAAGCUGCAGUUUGGUAUGGUCCAGAAUAUCCCAGAUCCCCCAGCUAGCCUAGGAGAAUGGCAUAUGCGUAAAGUGAACGACCAAUGGAACUUCAACCCUUGGCAACAAUUCGCAAGAUCAGAGUGUCGCAAGUGGAAGCACCGUCAUGACCAUGUCUUAACUGACGCAGUCAUGCCAAAUGAGGUAAAACCAAGUCGUACUUAUAUGGCUUGGUAUAGAUCAGUUGGAUUUCAAUUCAUCGCCGAUGAUAUGUACCUCUACGACCCACGCCAGACAACUUACACACAAGAAGCCUCAACAUCUAACCCCCAACAACAUUCUCAGCCCAAUUACUCACAACCACCUAUCCGACAAACUUUCCGUUCCACAAACACACAAACAUACAACCAAAACAUGCCAUUCACCCAACCCCAAAACCAAGAACAUCCCCCAUACCACCACCAACAAAUGGACCAUCAACCUUCGACCGAACAUCGCUUCGCACCCACACCAUCACCCUACCAAAGUCGCCUUACCCAAAACACUAACCGCCCCAUCACCUACCGUAGCCAAGAACCCCAAACAUCACAAUACCAAAACAUCCCACAACCAUAUCUCUUCCAAACACCCCAACAACCUUUCCAACCUUUCCUAGACCCAUCAUUGUCACCCAUGUCCCCCUUCAACCGUCUUGGUCGCCCAUCCAUGAGUCAACCACACCCCAACUUCUCUGGCAUGGGUCAUGAGCUCAGCUACGCCGGUACACCAUCAUUGAAUACUGAAGACUAUGCUGAGUUGGCUGCAUACCUCAACGGAUCUUCUCCUGUAGGCGGUAAUGACGCUCCUGGACCAUCAGAUGAACAAACACCGGUUCAGAAUCGUCAACGUGGGUUAGGGCCAAGGGUUAGGAUAGCUAGGGGAUGUGGGACCGGAGGUCGGUUAGGUGAUCCCGGUCAUCACCAUUAGGAUUCAUUGUGUAAAAUCCAAAUUUUAUUAAUAUCAAUUCGUAUUAUGUCAAA
Messenger RNA from Lathyrus oleraceus (garden pea), 1734 nucleotides. Its product is annotated as altered inheritance of mitochondria protein 3-like. NCBI's taxonomy places the organism in Eukaryota, Viridiplantae, Streptophyta, Magnoliopsida, Fabales, Fabaceae. Bases 533 to 1681 code for a protein of 382 amino acids. The transcript is spliced from 2 exons. The record is from RefSeq and is a predicted model, not a curated record. Gene Ontology annotation, biological process: meristem development; meristem maintenance.